AUGGCAUCACGAGGAAGCCUUCAAGUUCAGCAGGACAGCAUCGGCUAUGGACGCGCCAGUGCCAGCGGAUAUCCAGUCACACCCAGAAGCUCUACAUUCCCUGAUGUAACUCGUACAACAUAUGAUAGUUCGUACUACCCGACUACCAGCGCGGCGUACACACCCGAUGUGACAGCUUCAAGUUAUAGUCCGAUAUCAGCCAUUGUCUCCCAGACGGCUAUGCCCAUUUCCGAUACGAUGUACAGUUCCAAUGGAUACAAUUCAGGGCCGUCUUCUGCCAUGUAUGGAUCUGCCGGGCCUGGGUAUGGUUCAUUCCCUAGCCAGGGCUCCAGUUAUGGAAGAGUUUCACCCGAAAUGUAUUUGGAUGAUUUUGUGGCUUCCCCAAGCCCGACCGACUAUGCGCUAGAACCCUCAAGUAGAGGAAGCAAAAAGUUUGAAGGCAAAGGACACUCUUCUUCACAAAGACGACCUGCCAACAAAGAUGAAUUUGAUGGACCUCAUCAAUUCUUGCAGCGACCACCACCAGAGUACAUUGCACAACAGGAGCGAGAUUUACCCCAUCUCCCGACAAACCUUGUCGUUCACGAGCAGGACAGUAUCCUCACAAGAGUCAAUGAGCGCCUGUCUCAAUGUGCUUUUGAUUUCGUUGCCAAAUAUCAGUUUCCCAUCCCCUUGGCCAAUGGAGAGCUGCGACCCGUGGAACGACCUCAGGACCGGGAGUGGACAGAAUGGGUUUACCUUUUGAAGCGACUGGCGACUAAGCGACGCAUUCCAGCGCGCGUAUUGUACAACGGUCAGAUCAAGCAAUUUAUUACCAUCCUGGAGAAUUCCCUGGAGAUGCGUCACGCAGCUAAGCAUCAAUCUCGCCCGCUCAAGGACGACAGGAAUAUACUCCAAUUAAUUUCAGCAGGAAUACAAGUCGCCAAAAUCCUUCGCGACGCCGAAGCGAUGUCUUAUUUGGACCGACUAUACGUUAACACGGAGCAACAGAUCCAGGAAAGAAGCGCUAACACACGCUAUUUUUCCUCUUGA
Glarea lozoyensis ATCC 20868 is the source of this 1032-nucleotide messenger RNA. RefSeq lists its product as uncharacterized. NCBI's taxonomy places the organism in Eukaryota, Fungi, Ascomycota, Leotiomycetes, Helotiales, Helotiaceae. The record is from RefSeq and is a predicted model, not a curated record. The coding region runs from base 1 to 1032 and encodes 343 amino acids. The transcript has 3 exons.